Molecule: messenger RNA, 1052 nt
Organism: Alosa sapidissima (American shad)
Lineage: Eukaryota; Metazoa; Chordata; Actinopteri; Clupeiformes; Clupeidae
Gene: mrps23
Product: mitochondrial ribosomal protein S23
Exons: 5
Coding region: 154-735 (193 amino acids)
Biological process (GO): translation
Cellular component (GO): ribosome; mitochondrion
Molecular function (GO): structural constituent of ribosome
Source: RefSeq, a predicted model, not a curated record
CGUCAUCAAUUCGGAUGUCGUGCAGUACUUGCAUGCGGCGGCAGUGGAUAACUUGUAAAUAGAGCUGCUGGCUAACAUGUUUUUCUAAGAUUUCCAUAGAAUUGUCUCCAUGCGCACAUUUUGGUGAUAUUUAUUAAACAAUCGAAUGAUAUCAUGGCAGGGAGUCGACUUGAAAAAUUCGGCACUGUGUUCACACGAGUGAGAGAUUUAAUGCGUGCGGGUGUGAUCAAAGAGAAAGACAAACCGAUUUGGUACGAUGUGUACGCUGCAUUCCCACCAAAGAGAAACCCGCUUUACGUGAAACCAUUGACCAGGACGGUUCGAAAUACUGAGGAUAAAGUGCCAGAAAUAUUCUACAGAGAAGAUGUAAUCCGAGCGAAAUUUUAUGACACAUAUGGGAAUGGUCCAAGAACGAUCGAUCUGUCCAAGUCCAACUUUGUGUCAACAUGUCAAAGGUUUGUGGAGAAGUACAAUGAAUUGCAAAGCUCUGGAAACUUUGAAGAAGACGGCCUCUUUGAGGAGACCAGUAAGGCACUUCUGGCAGAAGGCAUUAUACUCAGGAGAAAGGGUGGUCCCACAGUGGCAGCAGAACACAGAGACCCUAUACUGGCCAUGAAAUUGACCAAAAUGUUGGCAGAAGAGCAGCAAACCAACACAGCAGCAGAUGAAACGACAUCAACACUGAGGGACCAGACACAGACAGAAACACCGACCACAGAUCCCAAAUCCUCCUAAAUACACACCUGCAUUUGGAACUCACCCCUUUGUAGCACAAGACCACACGGAGUGUGAGGAUUAUCAACAUACUGACCAUUCAUUCGGCUUGGUCUCUAGUUUAAGACAUGACCUUGACUACAUUUUUGAAGUUACACAUGAAUGGAAAGGACUAUUGAUAGUCUGUCAGAUUUAUGGGAUAGAUUCUGUCCAGAAGUCUGUAUGUUGUGUGUGUGUGUGUGUGUGUAUAUUUCAGCUGCAUGUUUGUAACAAUUUUGCCACAUAUUAUAUGGAUAAAAUGGGGUAGACGCACUAAUAAAAAUGUAUUUACAAGGUCA